Molecule: messenger RNA, 3344 nt
Organism: Vidua macroura (Pin-tailed whydah)
Lineage: Eukaryota; Metazoa; Chordata; Aves; Passeriformes; Viduidae
Gene: PRMT3
Product: protein arginine methyltransferase 3
Exons: 15
Coding region: 1067-2815 (582 amino acids)
Biological process (GO): peptidyl-arginine methylation
Cellular component (GO): nucleus
Molecular function (GO): protein-arginine N-methyltransferase activity
Source: RefSeq, a predicted model, not a curated record
ACAGUUUCAAGGUCUUUUAAAGUGGUUUUAUCCAAAUAAUUCUUAAAAUGUACAUUAUUUCUACUUAUCUACCAAUAACUCAUCCCUUGCCUGUCCACGUAACCUCUGCACUGUGCUUUCCUUGACCAAUCACUAUGUGCCACCAACACUGCAGAAAAUGGAGUAGAUGAAGAAGAAGAGAGGGACUACACCCAAAUUCCUUCAUCUUGCUUCCUAUGUACACCAUACUAAAAAUCCCAAAACCUAAAUUUCUCACCCAAGUGACAUACCAUACUACUCUCUAUUAUUGAUUUCACACUUUUGUAGACUCUAGUCUAUCUUGAAGUCUUGGAAGUCCUCUCCAUGGGCGAAGGUUAAAGGCAGCGUUUCUCUGGGUGUCAGAACCCCUCAGAGCAGAGAGAGAAAUAAAGAAGAAACUAAUAAAGACAAUUCAGCAACUGUGCUGCAAGCAGUUCCAGCUGGGUAGUUGGUGAGUCCAGAGGGGGAAGAUCAUGGACUCACACCUACCCAAGAAACCACCAACUCAAAGACUGAGCACACAGCCUAACAACAUAAGGAGGAGAAUCUUUAACCAAUAGAAGACGAUUAAUAUUAAUUAAUAAGAGAAUACUAAUUAAUAAGAGAACUAUGUAACUUGUAGCCCAUGGACACUAAUUCCUUUGCUGAAAUGUGUAAAUAGUGUAUAACAUAUAAAUAAAAGUUAUGAUCGUUUGUGUGCUUUAUUUGUGGAAUACCACCCAGGCUUGUGCAACUCUGAAAUAAAUAAUCGACAUCUCUCUUAUUGGCUUGUUGCACACCGGGUAAUGAAUCCGAGUUUUGUGGGCAGUCUGGUUGACAAGGUGGUGUUUGGUCACAGGUCAGACUCGAUGAGCUCAGAGGAUUUUCCAACCUCAUUGCUUCUGUGACUCUCCGGUUCUGUCAGUCGCUAAACCUUAUUUAAAAGCCGACAUUUAAAAGGGCGUGCUGUUCCCUCUAAUCCUCCCAUGGCAGCCGCGCCGUUUGCGAGACACCAAAAGCCGGGCGCUUGCCAAGCGCGGACGUCGGGAUUCCUGCUCCGCGCUGGAACAUGGAACGCCCUCCCGUGCGGGGCGAUGCCGAGGGACGAUCCCGCUGUCCCGCUGCCCCUCUGCCCCUCUCUCCCGCAAGAUGGCGCCGGCCCGGCCCCCCAGCCCGGCAACGGCAGCGGCUGGAGGCUGCGCCAGGGGGCGCGCGCGGCCCCGCUCCCUCCCCGCCGCCGGAAGCGGCGCGCGCGGGGCCGUGGCGGGACAUGGAUCCUGAGGAGGAGAUGCCCGAGCUGUCCGACGGCGAGGGCGCCUGGGACGAAGAGGAGGAGGAGGAGGAGGACGGCGGCGCUGCCGUGGCCCAGCAGACCCGCUGCCUCUUCUGCGACAGGUUGUUUAGUUCUGCUGAAGCUGUGUUCUCCCACUGCAAAACAGAGCAUCAGUUUGAUGUUAGUGAUGUGAUCCAGAAACACAGACUCGAUUUUUAUGGAUACAUUAAACUAAUAAACUUUGUCAGAUUAAAGAAACCAACUGGAGCCUAUUUGAGUUCUCUCAGCAGCCCACUGCCUUGGGAAGGAGAGGAAUAUUUGAAACCAGAACUGGAAGAUGAUCUCCUGCUUCAGUUUGACAUAGAAGAUCUUUGUGAACCUGUAAAAGUUUUGCCUUCUAAUGGUUUAAGUGAUACCACGGUGCUCGUUGAACAAUUAAAACAUGCAGAAUGGAGAGCCAGAGCUGCAGAAGCAGCCUUGGCUAGAGCACAAGAUGAUCUUCAGAAAAUGAAACAAUUUGCUCAGGAUUUUGUGAUGAACACAGAUGUCAGGAGCAGCUCAUCAUCCAGCGCCAUUGCAGACCUUCAGGAGGACGAGGAUGGCGUUUACUUCAGCUCCUAUGGGCAUUAUGGGAUACACGAGGAGAUGCUAAAGGAUAAAGUCCGUACGGAGAGCUAUCGUGACUUCAUCUAUCAAAACCCACAUAUCUUCAAGGACAAGGUGGUUUUGGAUGUUGGCUGUGGAACUGGAAUACUCUCCAUGUUUGCUGCCAAAGCGGGUGCCAAGAAGGUGAUUGGAGUUGACCAAUCUGAAAUCAUCUAUCAGGCCAUGGACAUCAUUAGAUUAAAUAAACUUGAAAAGAUUAUUACGUUAGUCAAAGGAAGAAUUGAGGAAGUUGAUCUGCCUUUGGAAAAAGUGGACAUAAUUAUAUCUGAGUGGAUGGGUUAUUUCCUUCUCUUCGAGUCAAUGCUGGAUUCUGUCAUCUAUGCAAAGGACAAGUACCUGGCAGAGGGAGGCUCAGUUUAUCCUGACUUGUGCACCAUCAGUCUGGUAGCUGUUGGGGAUAUGAAUAAACGCGUGGACAAGCUGCUUUUCUGGGAAGAUGUGUACGGCUUUGAUAUGUCUUGUAUGAAGAAAGCUGUCAUUCCAGAAGCUGUUGUGGAGGUGCUGGAUUCAAACACACUGAUAUCUACAGCCAGUGUCAUUAAGCAUAUCGACUGCAAUACUGCAUCCACUCCAGACUUGGAAUUCUCUUCAGAUUUCACGCUGAGCAUUACAAUGAGCACACAGUGUACAGCAAUUGCUGGUUACUUUGAUGUAUUUUUUGAGAAGAACUGCCAGAACAAGGUCAUGUUUUCAACUGGUCCCCAGUGUACCAAAACGCACUGGAAACAGACGAUUUUUCUCCUGGAGAAGCCAAUUCCUGUAGAAGCAGGAGAAGCCCUGAGAGGAAAGAUCAAAGUCCGCAAAAACAGAAAGGAUCCGCGGUCCCUCUUCAUCACCCUCUCAGUGAAGGACACCCAGCAGACGUACAGCCUUCAGUGAAGCUCUGUGCAUGUCUGAGAGGGGCUUAAUUCAAAUGCUGCAUUUGACUGUUGAUAACUGUUCUGGAAUAUCCAAAAAUGGUAAACUCUUGGGUUUAUGUGUGUGUGCGCGCACACACAAGAAUAUGGAAAAAUUACCUAGAGCUGAGAUUUAUGACUAAAUCAGAUCCUGCCGCUUCACGUGGUGUAAGGAACGCAAGAAAGAUUGGUUUGGGUUACCUGAGACUUGCUAGGUGAGAAAAAAUGGGCCUGAAGUCUUGCUGUAAGGAACAAUAAAUAUGAUCUCUCAAUAAUGUUUUAUUCUUCCACUGGCAAAAUCCUUGUAUAGUAUUUUUUUGUGAAAGAAGCAGCUUAGUCAUGUGUCAGUGCACCUCAGCAGUAGCUGGAAAAUCCCAAUGGGAAUAAUUUUUGAAUUCCAACUGCAAGAUUGUGGCAACAAAGUAUUUUUACUACACUUCUGCAGUUUAAAAGUUGUACACAUUUCAGUUACAUUUGUCUAAAUAAAUGAACCCAGUGUGAUAUAUAAUGCA